AUGGAAGUCACCGUAUAAAUAGGGCGCAUCUCCAUGGGCUGUCAAAAAAAUCGAUGACAACCGAAACACGGCAUAUGUAGUAGAGCCGAUUUGUAUCUGUGGAUAAAGACGGCCUGGAAAUCAACAUGUUUAAUGAGAAUAUUGGCUGCCUCACGGCAUUAUGCGCCAUCUUUGUCUGCGGCGGACACGCCUUGACGGGAAGUGAUCAUGACGCCAUUCCACCGCCAUUACGUCAGCCUGCACCUGCGCCAUUUGGCCUUCGAGGACAAGAGCCCUAUACCAAUAUGACUAUAGACCAGCUGAUCCUGAAGAGCAUGGGAGGAAUAAAUGCUGCACAAGGUCUUAUGCUUCAAGACGGGAAGAUUUUGGCUGAAUUGGAUAUGAUGUUAACAGAUGAACAGUUCUAUAAUUUGUACGAAUUUCCCUCCAGUGAAAUGCACGCGCCAAACCGGAAAAAGAGGAAGGCAGUCCGUGACGUGACAUUAAGAUGGCCAGACGCCACUGUACCUUACACUGUCGCUAGAGGGCAGUACAAUGAACAAGAGAAGUAUUGGAUAAAGCGAGCCAUGACUGAAUGGGAGAGAUACACAUGCGUGCGAUUCCGACCUGCUGUGUCCACAGACAGAAACGUCGUCCGAUUCCAGAACGGUUAUGGUUGUAACUCCGAACUUGGAAUGGUUGGUGGAAUCCAAGUUCUGAACCUGGAGAGUCCUUCGUGCAGAUGGAAAGGAUUGUAUCUUCACGAACUUGGCCAUGCUAUGGGUUUAGUGCAUGAGCACCAGCUUCCCUCACGAGAUGAGUACAUCACGAUCAACUACCAGAACGUAGAGCCAUCCAUGCGGAUUUGGUUCAACAAAUACAACAGUAAACAGGUCAACCAGUUCAAUGUGAAGUACGAAUACUCGUCCGCCAUGCACUACGGAAUCACGGCUUUCUCCCGUGAUGGAAGAUCUCAAACCAUCAGAGCUAAAUACCCAGACAAAGAGAAAGAGAUUGGUCAGGUAUGGCGGAAGGAGCUGUCCUUCAGUGACGUCAAGGUUGUGAAUCUGAUGUAUCAAUGCGCGUCGCACUGUUCCAAGAACAUCUGGUGUACCAGCGGCGGAUAUGUCGAUCAGAACUGUCGCUGUAUCUGUCCAGAUGGGUCGAAUGACUGCCAAGUGAAGACAACUCCCAACAACAGCCACAGCCCUGACAAAGACAACUCUUGCACCAAUAAAUUCGAGAGCUGGCGCUGUGCCGUCUGGGCUAAUCAAGGUGAAUGUGAGAAAAACCGCGAGUGGAUGGAACUAAAUUGUGCCAAAGCUUGUGGCAUAUGUGGUGUGAAGGAGGAAAUGACAAAUAAAGACCUCCACCUUAUGACAUGGUCCUGGCAACUUAUGGGAUUGUUCCGUGAUGUACUGCCCCGACUGAGGAAUGUCGAAAUCUGUAAAAAUGAGUUUCCUGACGACAAAUGUUCCAUGUGGCGAAAACGAGGCGACUGUGCUACCAAUCCUGGCUGGAUGACCAAGCAUUGCAAAAAGGCCUGUAAUUUCUGUGAAGGGACAGAGAAACCCGAAACAAACUGCCGAAACAGUCACAGUGACACGGCUAAGUGUGACCAGUGGGCUGUUGAGGGGGAGUGUCAAGUGAACCGGAUAUGGAUGGAGAGCAACUGUCAAAAGGCAUGCCGGGUAUGCACGGCUUCAGACAAACCGGAUGUAGAUCGGGAGGAGGGUAAAGAUGACGAAGAUACAGAACCCUGCGUGAACAGCUACGGUGACAAGGAAUGUACGAAAUGGGCUAACACUGACGAAUGUAGGAUCAACCCGACCUGGAUGAUACCUAACUGCAGGAAAGCCUGCCAGAAAUGUCAUGACGGUAAAUGCAAAAAUCUUGAAAGGGAUGACUCAUGUGAUUCAUGGAGAAGAGAUGGAGAAUGUACCAAAAGCGUCAAGUUUAUGAAACAAGGUUGUGCUUUAGCAUGUGGGUUCUGUCAACCAAAAGAUGAAGACAAAGAUGGCGGACGCAAACCGGAAGUGGACAAUGGUGGAAAUGACGGGAAAGAUGUAGACCAGUCAGGAGGAGACUGCUAUGAUAUCCACAACGCCAAGGACUGUAAAAUUUGGGCUGAUUUCGGACAUUGUGAUAAAAACCCAAGCUUUAUGUUGCUCAACUGUAAACACUCGUGCAAAGUCUGUUCCGGAAGUGGAGGGAAUGAUGGGAAAGGCGGUGGUACAGACGGAACGAAAGACACGGGUGUUGAUAAAGAGGUUGGUUGUGUUGAUGACAAUGACAAGUGCCCUGUGUGGGCGGAAAGCAAAUACUGUGACUCCAAUGCGGGAUAUAUGUUGGCGAACUGCAGGAAAUCGUGCGACAAUUGCAAAGCUAACUGCAAAGACACCCACAUGCUGUGCCCGAUUUGGGGCAAGGGUGGGCAUUGCUCAUCUAACGCCAACUACAUGCUGAGGGCGUGUCAGAAAACUUGCAAAGUUUGCAAAACAUAAGUCGAGAGAGCCGACAUAUUCGUGAAGGCAUUUUGGUCUAGGUGUUUUUAAGACUCUGUUUUAUUGUAUAAAUUUUAUAUUGCGAAUCGUUGUAUUUCAUAUUUAAUUUUAUGUUUAAAAUAAACAUGUAAUAAAAGUUGUUCAGACAGUAUAAAUUUACCUGUAGGAUGCAUUCCUGAUAUUUUCGAAACCCAACAAUACUUUACUCCUGUAUCCCCCUAUACGUUAAGUUAUCCUGCUCUGUUAUCCUCCACAUAGUUUUUCGUUAGGCGAGGCUAAACUGAAUUCAGCAGGUUGUUGGAUAUAUGCCUAUACUCGUAGAUGUUUUCGCAGAUUUAUUUGACAAAUUCCAAUGAUUUCUGGGAAUUUUAAAAUCCUUUGAUUAUCUUAAACAAGCGCUAUAUGGCAAUACCCGCGACAUCCCGCGAACACUCCAUGACGGCCUUCAAUGUUUUGUCGACGCGGCGUUAAGCUAUGUUCAUUAGUUGAACUACCGAUGAAUUGAUCUACUCUUGAAGAUGUCUGUGGCAGUUAAAAACAGACCAUGUAUUAUGGAGUUCGGAUUCACAAACGUUCAGUAAGUCCAUUAUGGAGUGUAUUGCGGUAAAACACUCUAUAAAGUCAAACACUUCAUGAGUAUAGUAGAACGCCGCGGAAAGAAAACACUUUCACUUAAGCAAAGCAACUUUCUUUUCGUUAAACUGGCGCCUGAUUUCCAAUCUACUCUUGCAACUGUACGAAUUUCCUCACAACCAUGCGUGCUUUGCACGUGAUUUCCUUUUUUUUUUCUAUGAACAAAUUACGUAAUCCGGUGAGACAACCGUUACUCUUUGCUGUUCAAGUGUAAAAUAAUCUAUAACUUGUUGCUUUUACCUAAAUACGUCCAUAUAACUUGUAAAUAGAAAGCGUAAUUUUAUAGCUAAUCUUAUUUGUUUUAUAUUCAUAUUGCUUGUUGUGAUAGACCCAUACAUUUUACCAUACAUAUUUUGACAGCAAUUAUUUAAAAUCCAUCAGGUAACUGAAAACAUGACCUGUUUUAUUCAUCCUGUGAAUUGUUCGUUUCUUUUUCAUCAGCGAUGUAUAGAUAUCUAUUUAACCAUGAAAUAAAUUACCAAAUGGUAGC
Liolophura sinensis is the source of this 3606-nucleotide messenger RNA. Its product is annotated as balbiani ring protein 3-like. The transcript has 17 exons. The coding region runs from base 126 to 2483 and encodes 785 amino acids. The record is from RefSeq and is a predicted model, not a curated record. Gene Ontology annotation, molecular function: zinc ion binding; metalloendopeptidase activity. Gene Ontology annotation, biological process: proteolysis. Lineage: Eukaryota; Metazoa; Mollusca; Polyplacophora; Chitonida; Chitonidae.